Trichoderma gamsii is the source of this 951-nucleotide messenger RNA. RefSeq lists its product as hypothetical. NCBI's taxonomy places the organism in Eukaryota, Fungi, Ascomycota, Sordariomycetes, Hypocreales, Hypocreaceae. The record is from RefSeq and is a predicted model, not a curated record. Gene Ontology annotation, cellular component: nucleus; cytosol. Gene Ontology annotation, biological process: positive regulation of protein phosphorylation; rescue of stalled cytosolic ribosome. The coding region runs from base 1 to 951 and encodes 316 amino acids. The transcript has 5 exons. Gene Ontology annotation, molecular function: protein kinase C binding; translation regulator activity; ribosome binding.
AUGGCUGAACAACUGAUCCUGAAGGGUACCCUCGAGGGCCACAAUGGCUGGGUUACCAGCUUGGCCACUUCAAUGGAGAACCCCAACAUGCUCCUGUCUUCCAGCCGAGACAAGACCCUGAUCAUCUGGAACCUCACCCGCGACGAGACCCAGUACGGCUACCCCAAGCGAUCUCUCCACGGUCACUCCCACAUUGUGUCCGACUGUGUUAUCUCCUCUGACGGUGCUUACGCCCUGUCUGCUUCUUGGGACAAGACCCUCCGUCUGUGGGAGCUCGCCACCGGCACCACCACCCGAAGAUUCGUCGGCCACACCAACGACGUUCUCUCCGUCUCCUUCUCCGCCGACAACCGACAGAUCGUCUCUGGCUCUCGUGACCGCACUAUCAAGCUGUGGAACACCCUCGGUGACUGCAAGUACACCAUCACCGACAAGGGCCACACUGAGUGGGCUUCUUGCGUCCGAUUCAGCCCCAACCCUCAGAACCCCGUCAUUGUCUCCUCUGGUUGGGACAAGCUGGUCAAGGUUUGGGAGCUCUCUACCUGCAAGCUGCAGACCGACCACAUCGGCCACACCGGUUACAUCAACACCGUCACCAUCUCUCCUGAUGGCUCUCUUUGCGCCUCUGGUGGCAAGGACGGUACCACCAUGCUCUGGGACCUGAACGAAUCCAAGCACCUGUACUCCCUCAACGCCAACGACGAGAUCCACGCCCUCGUCUUCUCUCCUAACCGAUACUGGCUGUGCGCCGCCACCGCCAGCAGCAUCAUCAUCUUCGACCUUGAGAAGAAGAGCAAGGUUGAUGAGCUGAAGCCUGAGUUCACCUCCGUUGGCAAGAAGAGCCGGGAGCCCGAGUGUAUCAGCUUGGCCUGGUCCGCUGACGGCCAGACCCUGUUCGCUGGUUACACUGACAACAUCAUCCGUGCUUGGGGCGUCAUGUCCCGAGCAUAA